CAGCACUCCACCGGGUAGAAUAAAACUUUGGAAGUGGAGUGAAAGCCAAUAAAAGAAGCGCCUCUCUCUCGUUUAAUAAAAAAAGAAGCAAUUCCUUCAGCUUGGCGUGCUGGAUUCCUCGAUAACAGCCCCCCGAGGGUCCUCGUAGAGCUCCAUUGUUGUUGUCCGAGGAGGAGCAGUGGUUGUAGCCUUUCUUUUCUUCUUUCUCUUCCUCUGUUUUGGUGAGUACAUGAGGAGAGGGCGAGGAGGAGGAGAGAGUGGAAGAGGAAGGAGCAAACCUGGGAAAGGCAGGGGAGUUACUGGGGAUCUUCGACUGCAUCAAUGAGGUCACGGCAGCGAUCGCGGCAGCAGCGUCAUCGUCGUCGGCGGGGAUGAACGAGUCGGCGUACCGGGUGGAGACCGCGCCCCGCCUGGCUCAAUGGAGGAUCGAUACCCUCUCCUCCUGCACCUACCGCAAAUCCGAUCCCUUCAAGAUGGGCAUCUGGAAUUGGUAUUUGACGGUAGAGAGACAUAAGCAGCUAUACGUGAAGCUAUACCCAGAAGUGUCGAGUCUAACAAGGGAGCAGCCGCCAAUCGCUUCCUUCAUCAUCAAACUCAUCUCCUCCUCCUCUCCUAAUCGCAGGACCCUCGUCCACCCAGGAAUAUGCGACAAGCAGCUAAAGAACAACGAUGACUUUGUAUGGGCAAUUGAUACACUCCUUACUGGCAGAUUCAUUAUUGAUGUCGAGUUCCUCGAUCUAAAGAUUAUACCCACAUCAGGUGGAGAACCUUCAUCUAUCUGGACCGGCUACCACGUCGAGAAACACUCAAUUGCUACGGCCCUCACAUCCCUUGGCCGAAUGUUAUCAGAGGGCAUCCACACAGACAUCACGAUCAAUGCUACUGAUGGCAGCAUCGGUGCGCAUCGUGCCAUUCUAGCUGCAAGAUCCCCCGUCUUCCGCAGCAUGUUCUCCCACAACCUCAAGGAGAAAGAGCUUUCUACUGUGAACAUCUCUGACAUGUCCUUUGAGGCAUGCCAGGCCUUCCUCAACUACAUCUAUGGCAAUUUUCAGGCUGAUGAGUUCCUCAAUCACCGUCUUGCUCUCCUUCGUGCUGCAGAUAAGUAUGACAUUUCUGACCUCAAGGAGGCCUGUCAUGAGAGCCUCACAGAAGACAUCGAUGCUAAGAAUGUGCUCGAAAGGCUCCAGACUGCCUACCUCUACCGUUUGCCAAAGCUGAAGAGUAGUUGCAUGAGGUACUUGGUGAACUUUGGAAAGAUUUAUGACAUCCGUGAUGAUUUCAAUGUGUUUCUCCAGAGUGCAGACAGGGAACUCAUAGCUGAAAUCUUUCAAGAGAUUCUUGCUGCAUGGAAAGGUUUCUGAAAAGAUUUCUUAAGAAAAAUAGCAACGCAUAAUUGUGUGUCCGUCUGAGUGAUAGUUGCGUGAGUUAUAGUUGUUUGCGUGGUCAUCAAUGUAUAGAUGGGUUGCUAGACAAACACUGUACAGGAUUUGUUUCCAUCAAGGGUGUCCAUUAUUGAGUUCAAGAAGAAUGCAUAUAAUUGAAUUGAAAGAUGCUGAUGUCACUGUCCCCAUGAUAAAUAGAAAUCAUUGCUUUUGAUUGAUUC
Phoenix dactylifera (date palm) is the source of this 1603-nucleotide messenger RNA. RefSeq names its product BTB/POZ domain-containing protein. Lineage: Eukaryota; Viridiplantae; Streptophyta; Magnoliopsida; Arecales; Arecaceae. The record is from RefSeq and is a predicted model, not a curated record. Gene Ontology annotation, molecular function: protein binding.